UCAGGUGUUGAAAGCCGGCUCCUCCAAGUCCUGGCAGGAGAUCCUGCUGGACCUCACUGGCACGGAUAAAAUGGAUGCUGGGGCCAUCCUGGAGUAUUUCCGCCCUGUCACUGAGUGGCUUCAGCAGCAGAACAACAAGACCAACGAGGUGCUGGGCUGGCCUGACUUUGACUGGCGUCCUCCUAUCCCCGAAGGCUACCCUGAAGGCAUAGAUAAGAUAGCAGAUGAAGAACAAGCUAAAGAGUUCUUGUCUGAGUACAACAGGACAGCUGAGGAGGUGUGGAAUGCUUACACUGAGGCAUCCUGGGCCUACAACACCAACAUCACUGACCAUAACAAGGAAGUCAUG
Tinamus guttatus (white-throated tinamou) is the source of this 349-nucleotide messenger RNA. NCBI's taxonomy places the organism in Eukaryota, Metazoa, Chordata, Aves, Tinamiformes, Tinamidae. The record is from RefSeq and is a predicted model, not a curated record.